GACAGUCAUAAUCUAUGAAUCAACUGCUUGAAUACUUGUGUCCAUCAUAACUCGUUAUUUUAUCAUGUAAUGUAUCUCCCAGCCAGGGGCAAACAAUUGAGGCACACAACUUAAUUCUACGAUGAUGCAUGCAAUAAUAUGCCUGUGAUCUUUAAUAGUCACUUAGGAGUUGGCGUGACAUGGGUACCAUCAAGUUUUCCUUGAAUCUCUCCACGUGGAUGCUAAUAAACACCCUGAAAAUGUACUUAGGUGAUGAUAAACCUAGAACGUUGCUUGUUUUCUAUAUGUUAUUUUAAUGCUUAAUUAUGUUGUCCCUUCUAAAAUGAAUUACAAGUUAACUAAGUGGGAGAUAAAUGGCAAGCAUAGAACAUUCCACCUUUUUAGGCUUUUUCUUAAUUUUCGAUGCUCAUCAGCUUGCUUCUGUCUUGGCAAUAACAAGUCUACCUUCCAUCAUUACCAAAGAAGAGGAUUAUCUCUCUCUCUCUCUCUCUCUCUCUCAAGUGCCAGGCGACCAGCUCCAAUAGAUGGAUUUAUACAUUGAUAACACAAACAAAAGAAGAGGAAUCUCGCUCUCUCUCUCUCUCUCUCAAGUGCAAGGCGACCAGCUCCAAUAGAUGGAUUUAUACAUUGAUAACACAAAAACCCACUUAUAUUUAUAGGAGCUAAUGUUCCGCUAAAUUCAUCUCAAUAGCCGAACCUCUAAGAAGCAAUCCACAGAAAACAAAAGAUGUGCAAUACCACAGCAGACAAGUUCCCAUCUCCUUCCAUCCAUUCUUCAGAGAGGAAGCAAGGAUCUAAGAAGCCUAAAAUUCAAGUAUGCAGGCUUACCAGGCGAAGGUGUGAAGAGAACGCAGGGAAAGAUAUUAAACUGACAAACUUGAAGCUGUACCUGGAGAACAAAAUCAUCAUUGAAGAGAAUGAGAAGCUCAGGAAGAAAGCUAGUCUUCUUCAACAAGAAAACUUAGCAUUGAUUUCGGAAUUAGAAAAGAAGUUUCCUCGUACAUAUUGCUUCUCUGCCGCACUUGUAAUCCUCCCAAAAGAAUGCUGAUAACGUAUAUGAACUCCCAUGACUUCCC
This is a messenger RNA of Tripterygium wilfordii, 1076 nucleotides long. Its product is annotated as protein LITTLE ZIPPER 2-like. Lineage: Eukaryota; Viridiplantae; Streptophyta; Magnoliopsida; Celastrales; Celastraceae. The record is from RefSeq and is a predicted model, not a curated record. The coding region runs from base 728 to 1048 and encodes 106 amino acids. The transcript has 2 exons.